AUGGCAUCUCAUGAUAACUUGCCCUCCACCCAGACUGGAAUCAUUCAACAUGAUGGCGGGGUUCUUCAAAUUACCGCUGGUCUUCCUAUCCCAAAACUCGGUCCCCACCAAAUGUUGGUGAAGACUGCUGCCGUGGCCCUUAACCCUUGUGAUUUCAAGAUGCCAUUGCGGUUCCCGACCCCAGGUCUCUGGGAUGGGUGUGACUUCUCAGGUACUGUAGUUGCGAUGGGAAGUGACGCUGCUGCACAGGGGCGAUUCCGUCUUGGAGACCAGGCUUUUGGUGCCGUUCAAGGGUCAAAUAUGUCAGAGCCAACUUCCGGGGCCUAUUGCGAGUACAUUCGAACUGAACCGGACUUCGCUUUUCAUGUUCCCAAGGGAAUGGAUCUGGUCAAUGCACCCUCCAUCUCUGGGACCGCAAUUGCAACACUUGGAGUUGCUCUCUUUUGGUCCCUUCAAUUGCCCGGAACACUCCUCACACCAGCAUCCAAAGCGGAGGAUGUUCUGGUAUACGGCGGAGGUAGCACUAUAGGCCUACUUGCAAUCCAGAUGGUCAAGCUCUGCGGCCACCGGGUAAUCACAACAUGCUCCCCUCAUAACCGCGACUUGGUGAUCUCCUACGGAGCAGACCUUGUAUUCGACUACAAUUCUCCAACUUGCGCCGAGGACAUCCGAGCGGCUACAAAAAACACUUUGCGCUAUGUCCUUGACCCAUUUGCGGAAGCCAAGACUCUGCGAAUGUGCUAUGCGGCUAUCGGUCGUACUGGAGGAAGGUACUGUGCACUUGAGCAAUAUCAAGAAAGCCUUUGCUCGCGAAAGACAAUCAAGCACGAACUAGUCAUGGGAGGUGCCAUCUCCGGAAAAGGUGUCGAGUUACCUGAGCCAUAUGGUAUUCCACCGCGACCUGAGAUCGGAGUUUGGGCUCGGUCAUGGUACUUAGAGCUCCAAGGAUUGAUUGACAGUGGGAAGCUCAAACCCUGUCCAAUUCAAACCAUUCCUGGCAAAUUUGAUGGCAUCUUAGAGGGGUUGGAUAUGCUGCGAAAUGGAAAGGUCUCGGGAAAGAAGCUCGUUGUCCCUAUGAUCACAAAAUGA
Penicillium griseofulvum is the source of this 1089-nucleotide messenger RNA. RefSeq names its product zinc-binding alcohol dehydrogenase family protein. The coding region runs from base 1 to 1089 and encodes 362 amino acids. Gene Ontology annotation, molecular function: oxidoreductase activity, acting on NAD(P)H. The record is from RefSeq and is a predicted model, not a curated record. Lineage: Eukaryota; Fungi; Ascomycota; Eurotiomycetes; Eurotiales; Aspergillaceae. The transcript is spliced from 2 exons.